Messenger RNA from Alternaria ethzedia, 957 nucleotides. RefSeq lists its product as uncharacterized. The record is from RefSeq and is a predicted model, not a curated record. Lineage: Eukaryota; Fungi; Ascomycota; Dothideomycetes; Pleosporales; Pleosporaceae. Bases 1 to 957 code for a protein of 318 amino acids. The transcript is spliced from 4 exons.
AUGUGCCUAUAUGGCGAUUUUUUCGAGACGAGCUACCCACCGGGGGUGUCGGCGGCCGAGCCAGGAAGGCUUGGCGCGCCCUCGCGCACACCUUCCUCGAUCGUCCAGCCGAGCGAAGCUCCCAAGAUGAGCGCUACGAACUGUAUAGCCCUACCCGGCUCCAAGGCCCAUUUCCAAUCGGCCGACCGAACCACACAGUCCACCAUCCUCCGCCUGCCGCGCGAGCUCCGAGACCUCAUAUACGAGCACUACACCCGAAUCGACGGCGGUUACACAUACGACUAUGCGUCGAACAAGAUUCGGGAAGCCGACGGAAGCCCAGUCUCCAUCGCGCUCAUGCUGUCUUGUCGUCAAAUUGCUUCAGAGCUUCGAGGCCUUGCCUUCGGCCUUAAUCCGAUCACGUUCUCUACAUACGUCUCGGAGGCAACACGGCAAAAUGCGGGCAUCUUCCACGAUACCGUGAGCAGCAUCUCGAUUCGAAAACGACUAUUGACACGGCAUUUGAUAGCGCGCCUGCUCACAGAAGACAUGGUACAGGAAGCUAGUCACGCGUUCCCGCAAUUUGCACCACUCUUUGACGGAUGGCAGCCUGGAAGCCAGAUCGAUGCUCUGCUCAAGCUGGACUUUACCGGUGGUGAAGCCCCUUCUGUAUGGGACGACUUUAUCCAACUUAUGUUGGCUUUACUGUCAAAGCAUCCUAGCUUUUUCGAAGUAGCGAAAGCGACUAAUCCUUACUGGGCGCAGCCGGAAGACUGUAAUGUAUUUGAGCUGCAGGACGCUCACCCCGAGCCCUGGGCAAUACCCGAAUCCAUCGAACUGCAACGACUUGUGGACAUCGUCGAACUCGAGCCUCAAGAGCCGAAAUCUGAGACUCGACCCGCGAACAAAUACGCAAAGUCAUCCUCCUUGAAGAGCGCCCGUCUGUUGCACGUCCACAAUGCCAUGGACGAGGCUUGA